UCAAAACCCUUGGGUCAGACGCCACAAGCCUCCACGGCUUUCCCCCCUGGGCACCGCCCGGUUCCACCCGCCCUCAAGAAACUGCACUGGCAUUUCGAGCCAAGCAAGUGGACGUCACGCGUGGGAUGGGCUUGGAGCAUCAAAAAUGGCGGCCGCAUCUAGCGGUUGAUAAGAAUCUUUGUAAAAUGUGAUGGAGGGACGGGAGUCCUCAACUCGACCCAGUCGUACCACACCUGCCAGCCCUAGAGUGACUCCUGCUGUAGUGAAACGGCCACGCUUCCAAACACUGGCUCGUUUUUGGGAAGGUCAGGAUGUCUUGGCACGGUGGACAGAUGGACUACUUUAUUUGGGAAUAGUUAAGAAGGUAGACAGUGCUCAGGAGACUUGUCUUGUGCGCUUUGAAGAUAAUUCACAGUUUUCAGUACUUUGGAAGGACAUUUUCCCUCCUGCUGUGCCUGGGAAAGAACAGCUGUGCUGUGUGUGCAACUCGCAGACGUGUACCCCAGACAACAAACUGGUUCACUGUGGGAAAUGCAAACACGCAUAUCAUCAAGAAUGCCAUGUUCCUAGUGUCCCAUGCGACGCAGACUGUCCUGGAAGCUCCUGGAUGUGUCGGCAGUGUGUCUUUGCUGUGGCUACCAAGAGAGGUGGCGCACUCAAGAAAGGUCCCUAUGCACGCGCUAUGCUGCAUAUGAAGCUGUCUUUACCCUACCAGCUGAAGUCUUUAGAGUGGGACCAACUACACCUAACAAAUAAACAACAAUGUUACUGCUACUGCGGGGGGCCUGGAGAAUGGAACAUGAAGAUGUUACAGUGCUGUCGCUGUCUCCAGUGGUUUCAUGAGUCUUGUACGCAAUGUCUGAGUAAACCUUUGCUCUACGGAGACAGGUUUUAUGUUUUUGAGUGUUCAGUCUGUACAAGAGGUCCAGAAAACACUUGGAGACUUCCUCUUGCAUGGGUUGAUGUAUCACAUCUUGUCUUAUAUCACCUCAGUAUUUGUUGUAAGAAGAAAUAUUUUGACUUUGAGCGUGAAAUCCUUUCCUUCGUUAAUGAAAACUGGGAUAGUUUACUUCUAGGAGAGCUGACAGACACUCCUCGUUCUGAACGAUAUUCUCACCUUCUUCAUGCCCUUACCGCUCAGAAGGAUAGGUUCAUUUCUGGUAAGGAAAUAAAGAAAAAGAAGUGUCUGUUUGGCCUACAGACCCGUGUACCACCUCCUGCCCCACAAAGUACAGAAUCUCCGUUAAGACUGCAAGAAUCUAAGGACAGAACCUCCAGUCCAUGUGUAAGUUCCCUUGUAGGGAGGAUGGGACUCAUGAGACGCCCCACACACCGGAAGAGGACCCAGAGCAUAAAGAAGCAGACAGGAAGAGACAGGCAGAAGCUGUGCAAAGAUGUUACCCAGGAUGUUGUGCAGAAUCCAUUUAGCUCUAACCAGGAGUACCAGGGAUACCGUGGGAGCCCAUACAACUUUAGGCGAACUGGAGCACGCUGUUUGCAAAACCCUCCAAUUAGGAUGUUCGCCUCUUUCCACCCAUCUGCAAACACCUCAGGGUCUGUGGCUGCUUCGCUGCAGUCCAGUGGAAUCUCUUCUGAAGUUCAGGAGCCUCCACUCCUUGGUGAAAUGAUGGAAACUGCUGUUCCAGCCCCUGCCUCCCGUGACAGCCCCCAGGUCACCCCUUCUUUGCCUUCCUCAUCUGUAUCUUCAGAGGACUGUGCAUGGCUUGGAUCUACAGAGCAAGGCAUGCGUGUGUUGGCACGCAGGGUCACUGCUCAGGGAGCAGUGCAGUACCUCGUCGAACAGGGAGCAGGAGACGUCUUUUAAAAGCUCCAAUAAGCUUAUGAGGAACUUGACCAUGGAUGACUUCAUGAUUUCUGCUUUGUCUUGCAUUCACUUCCUGUGAAGAUCCCAUGUCCUCCAUAUUGCUGCUCUCCAUGGUUUACUCCGAACUCUCCCUCUAAAAGCAUGUAUAUAGCAGUGCCUGUGCUUUUUGUUAUGUCGUGUGUGUUAUUUACAGUGUUCGCUCCCAAAAGACUGCAUUAUGAUAGGAGAGGCUGUUGCAAGAGCAAAAUCUCAAUAUUAUGCCAGUUCUGUUUUAUCAUUUCAGGACAUUGUCUUAGAAAGAACAUUUUAACUCCGGUUCUAUAGAUUCUAAAGGCUGGAGUUAGCUAAAGGGGUGGUUCACUUUUAAGUUAACAUUUACUGUGCUACAGAGCUGCCAAUUCUAAGCAACUUUUCAAUUGGUCUUCAUAGAAUUAUUUGCCUUCUUCUGACUCUUUUCAAAUGGGGGUCACUGAUCCUAUCUAAAAACAAGUGAUCUGUAAGGCAACACAUUUAUAGUUAUUGAUACAUAUUACUCAUCUUUCUGUUCACUCCGUCUCCUAUUCAUAUUCCGGUCUCUUAUUCAAAUUAUUGCAUGGUUGCUAGGGGAAUUAGGACCCUAGCAACCGGAUGGCUUAAAUUGCAAACUGGAGAGUUACUGAAUAAAACACUAUCUCAAAAACCAUCAAAAAUGAAAACCAAUUGCAAAUUGUCUCAGAAUAUCCCACUCUACAUUAUACUAAAAGUUAAUUUAAAGGUGAACAACCCCUUUGUGGGCAUAUUUAAGCACACCAGGGAGGUAAACGUUGAUGCCUUGUCCCAAUAGGCAUCUACAUUCAAUCAAGUCCCAAGUACAAUGUUUUGUUCCAGCCUAUAGCAAUAGACAGAUGUAGAACUGAUCAUUGAACUUACUGAUUGGUACAUUCUAUAGCCUCACAAUAGGGGUGUUCGUAGAGCACUUACAGUUCAAUUGUAGGAUAUGAUUUAAGUUCUAGACUAAGGAUUUAUUCAUAUGACAGCUUGGAAACGUUGCACCUACACUAUUAGAAAAUCUCUUAUUCCGUUUUAAAGGGAUUCACAUACGAUAUGUAUAUGUCACAACUUUUCCACUUAAAAUACCACAUUAUAGAACAUCUACUUUAGUUCCAGUAAAUAAGUACCAAACUUAGUAGGCACAAGAGGAAUAAUGUUCUGUCUUUAUGGCAGUGAUAUAAAAACAUGCUUUUAUCUGGUUUUUUUUUUUUAUCCUACGGCAUUUGCUUCUAGCAAGGAUGGCCUAGAUAUUAAAGUAAAAUUGAAACCUGUUUGUUACCCUAUGAUAGUUAUCCAGCAUUAUAAUCGUUCCUUCACCUCGUGUGCCAUUUUUUUCUGAAUGUACAGAAAAUACUUGUUAGACAUAUAUAGGAAUAGGGAGCCACGUUAUUAUUCUAUAUGAUUGUGCUACAGCAUAGGAACAGUUGUUUAAAUUAUUGAAAAGGCACCUCUAAAUCUGAUUGAUGGCUGCCUGUGAUGUCUAGUGAAGUUUCAGCAAAAUAUUUGUUCUCUGCAUUUUAUUACCAUGGCUGUUUUGUAUCUUUCUUUUUUUUUAAUUCAUAAUCUCUGGCAUAAAGGAGUGUUUUCUGGUU
Messenger RNA from Xenopus laevis (African clawed frog), 3447 nucleotides. RefSeq names its product PHD finger protein 1 S homeolog (gene phf1.S). The transcript has 15 exons. The record is from RefSeq and is a predicted model, not a curated record. Gene Ontology annotation, biological process: negative regulation of gene expression, epigenetic. Bases 191 to 1825 code for a protein of 544 amino acids. Lineage: Eukaryota; Metazoa; Chordata; Amphibia; Anura; Pipidae. Gene Ontology annotation, cellular component: nucleus. Gene Ontology annotation, molecular function: chromatin binding; DNA binding.